AACUGGUGUCGGGCUCAACAUCUAAACAAUUGACCACUGACCAGCAAAAAUGUCGGAUACCAACCUGUCAGCCGUGCUGCACAAGAAAGGGGACCUUAGGCUGGAAGAUCGUCCGAUCCCAGAACCAAAGGAAGGAGAGGUACAGUUGUCUAUGCGUAAAGUUGGAAUAUGUGGUUCAGAUGUGAAAUACUGGACAGCAGGCGGUAUUGGUCAGUUUGUGGUCACACAUCCUAUGCUUCUGGGACAUGAGUGCAGCGGAGUGGUCACUAAGGUUGGCAAAGGUGUGACACACCUGAAGCCAGGAGAUCGUGUUGCUAUUGAGCCUCAUGACAUCUGUCGUAAGUGCGAGUUCUGCAAGUCUGGUAGCUACAACCUGUGUAAAGAUGUUUUCUUCCUGGCUACCCCACCCGACAAUGGUGCCCUUGCCAGAUACCAUACACAUGCUGCUGAUUUUGUCUUCAAAAUACCAGAUAAUGUCAGUUUUGAAGAGGGUGCCUGUGUGGAGCCUCUUUCAGUGGGACUACAUGGUUGUCGUAGAGCUGGAGUGACCCUAGGAAGUCGUGUUCUUGUUUGUGGGGCAGGCCCAAUUGGACUGUGUGCUAUGCUGAGUGCCAAGGCUUUGGGUGCUGCUGCUGUUUGUAUGACAGACAUUGACAGCAAGCGACUUGAAUUUGCGAAAAAGUGUGGAGCCACACAUACCUUACUGGUUACUAAGGAUGAUAAGCCAGAGGAGGCAGCUGUCAAGGUAGCCAGUCUGAUCGGUGGAGCCCCACAACACACUAUAGAAUGCAGUGGAGCACAGUCCUCUGUAAAUCUGGGAGUUCUGGCCACCAAAUCCGGAGGAACAAUGGUUGUGAUUGGUCAUGGUCCUGACAAUGUGACAUUUCCCGUGGUCAGUGUCAUCACCAGGGAGAUCACACUCAAGGGGUCAUUCCGAUACAUGAACACCUGGCCCACAUGUCUGGAGAUGAUGUCUUGUGGGAAGAUUGAUGUCAAACCUCUUAUCACUCACAUGUUUUCAUUGGAGGAAACAAUGAAGGCAUUUGAAACUGCUAAGUCUGGGGAAGGGGUCAAGGUCAUAAUUGACUGUGAGAAGAAAGGGUGAAUCAUUUUUGGAAAGGUGAAAGCCACAGAUAGCAAGAAAUGGGGACGUUCAGUCAAUGAGAAGAACACCAGGCAGACAAAAUAUGAAGAACAGUGAAAAAUGAUAAUAAAUGUACAUAUUACUACUUCUUUAAUCAUGAAUUUGAUAUUGGUGAAAAUUAAUUGUAUCAAUGAUAAAUUUUAUUAAAACCUAUUAUGUUGAAA
Ylistrum balloti is the source of this 1308-nucleotide messenger RNA. Its product is annotated as sorbitol dehydrogenase-like. Gene Ontology annotation, biological process: D-sorbitol catabolic process. Gene Ontology annotation, molecular function: zinc ion binding; L-iditol 2-dehydrogenase (NAD+) activity. The transcript has 9 exons. Bases 50 to 1105 code for a protein of 351 amino acids. The record is from RefSeq and is a predicted model, not a curated record. Lineage: Eukaryota; Metazoa; Mollusca; Bivalvia; Pectinida; Pectinidae.